Sitophilus oryzae (rice weevil) is the source of this 16404-nucleotide messenger RNA. RefSeq names its product titin-like. The record is from RefSeq and is a predicted model, not a curated record. NCBI's taxonomy places the organism in Eukaryota, Metazoa, Arthropoda, Insecta, Coleoptera, Curculionidae. The transcript has 14 exons. The coding region runs from base 21 to 16331 and encodes 5436 amino acids.
ACGAACCUGUUACUAACUCCAUGGAAUAUAUGGAUGAAGAACUGGUAUCGGAAAUGAUAGCAAACGCCACCACGUUUUUUGUCAGCGAAAAUCCAGACCAAAUGAAGAAAACAGCCGUGGCGGAGCUUUCAGAAUUCGAGAAGCAAAAAAUGUUUAGUCUGGCAGACAAACUGUUAGUUAGCGAGGAUUCGUCUUUGGAAUCGACCGAAAUAACCGAAGUACUGGGCUCUAUGGACGAAGAAACUACCGAAGUAAACGUGGAUAACGAGAUAGCGAAAGCAAACGAAGCCAGCAUGAACAGAAAUGCAAAUUGGAUUGACAGUGGCAACAGUAGUGAAGAAUUGCUGGAUAACCUUGAGACGAUUGCUGAAAAUCCUGAAAACUCUUUGGAAAUGGAAGAUGAUACAGACGACAGCAACGUCAAAGACCUGUUUGAGAUAGCCGAUGCCCUGUUGGGUACCACACCAAAACCGUCUCGUUCCAGAGGGCGUUCUGGUACUCGCAGAUCGAAGUCCAGAAAGAAUGGCAAAAAUCACCACAGAAGCCAUACAACACCGUCUCCGUGUAAUGGAGACCUAAUCAACACGACGAGAAUCAAAAGAGCUUCUGCCAAGUCCACACACCAUUGGGAGCAGUUUGAUUGGGAUUUUGGACGAGUUAAAAAAGAUAUACCUCAAACCACCGAAGCUACAGAGAUAACUAUAUGUGAUCUCUGUGAAAAUGGUAAAUUAGAAGAAAAUACUAAAGGAAACGAACAAAUAUCAAGUGAUUCUUCUGAAUCUACGUUAACAAGCUCUUCAAGAGAAUCUGAAAUGACCACACAAUCUAAUUUAACUGAAGAAACACAAGAAAGUGACGAAACUACUAGUGAAACAUCUACAAUUAAAAAUUUAACACAGGAAACUACUGAGAUUCAUAGUGAUACAUCUUCUGACAUCUCAACGAAUCAAGAGACUGAAGAAACCACUUCUGUAGCUUCAACUGCAUCGGAAGAAACCAGUAGAAAUAUUACGUCUACAUUAUCUGCCUCUUCUGAAGAAAACCAUACUGAUAGAACUACCAUAAGUGAAUCUUCAGAAGAUAACAGAGCUACUGAGAAAGAUAUAUCAAGUAAAUCUUCAGGAAAUCACACGAAAGACAAUAAUCCAGAGAGUACGUCUUCUCGAAAAUCCGAAGAUGGUAAUUCUACAUUACCUACAAUUUCUGAAGAAACUACCAUAACUGGAUCUACAGAAGAUAACACCACUGUUCAUGAUACUAAAGAGUCUUCUAAGACUACAAUCGAAACAGAAAAAGAUGAUAAUACAGAAUCUACCACUUCUCAAGAGGAUUCCAAUAAAAAUAACACCGAAGAAAAAGACUCCACAGAAGAAGAAAACUCACCAUCCACUUCUGAAUCAGAAUUAGUAUCUGGAAAAUCAAGUGAUGAAGAAAAUUCACUGGAAAGUAGUGCUGAAUCAGAAGCAACACAAGCAUUACCUACAAUUUCUGAAGAAACUAAAACUGAAGAAACUACCAUACGCGGAUCUACAGAAGAUAACACCACUGUUCAUGAUACUAAAGAGUCUUCUAAGACUACAAUCGAAACAGAAAAAGAUGAUAAUACAGAAUCUACCGCUUCUCAAGAGGAUUCCAAUGAAAAUAACACCGAAGAAAGAUACUCUACAGAAGAAAAAAACUCAUUAUCCACCUCUGAAUCAGAGACUGUAUCUGAAGAAUCAAGUAGUGAAGAAAACUCACUGGAAAGUACUGUUGAAUCAGAAACAACACAAGCAUCUAUUGUAUCUUAUUUGAAUAAUUCUGAACCUGCUACAAACCUCUCUGUAGUAAUGGAUAGUUCAGAUAAACUACAAAUCACAGAAACAAGUACUCAGCAAACAGGUGAAGAAGAGGAAUACGAUGAAGGUACGGAGGAAGAAGAAUCGUCAACUACAGAGGAUUAUGUUGAAAUUGAAACUUUUCAAUUUUCACGAAUAACAAACGAUGAAACCAGUAUCGUCUCCACUACUGUAGAAGUAAUACCAGACUUGGAGGAAGUCAACGAUAUUCCUCCUUUCGAGCCAGGAAACACGAUAGAUUUGGAUUCCUUUUUAACAAACAUGCCAGAGUUACCAAAAGUUGAUAAUGAAGUUAGUAGUUCGUCUAUUAAACCAACUGAAGGCAAUACAAGCACAUCGGAGAAUAAUACUACCAAAAAUACAAGUCUUUCUUCAACAGAAUUGCCAAAAAGCGGCACCAGUACUACGGAAUCUUCUAUAAACCCAACCAAUACAACCGAACAUGUUAGUGUUACAUCGGGAUUGUCAAAAGACACUGAAGAUGUUACAAAAUCAACCACAAAGAUACCAUCUUCCACUACUCCAUCAGUGAAUGCUUCAACUGAAACCCCAGAGUAUUUCGAUGCAGGAAGUGGUAAUGAAGAAGCUGAAGAAUGCGAUUACUACGAUGUGAACGAGGACGCAACAGCGCAAACCACGAAUCCAAGUCCAGGUGAGAUUCAACACUUUACUAGAGUUUUCGAGGAGUACGUAAGCUAUGAUGAAGACGAAAACGUGGUAGCAGUAUUAAAUAAAAGCCAUCUAAUACACCUACCAAUCAAAAAAAAACAAAAUGUUACUGAAGAAAUGAAGUCAGUAAACACUAGUCAGUCGGAAGUGUUAGUUGAAACAAAAGAAUCUGCUACAGAAAAGAAAAUGACAACACCGUCUCAUCACGAUGCAGCAAGAACUACUGAGCAAAGAACUUCAACAGCAUCUUCUGAAUCUAAAGAAUCUGAAAUGCAUACGAACAAGUCAACUAGUGUUAGUAGUACAACAUCUACAACACUUUCUUCAACACAAACAGAAAAUUUAACUGAAACCACAACACAUAAUGGUAAAACCGUUCUAUCAAUAUUUGAUCUAAUUCCUGAUAUAGAAGAAUUAAACGAUGAGCCUCUUCCUGAACCUGGUAACACUAAUAUUAAUUUCUUGGAUGAAAUUACAAAAGAAAGCCAGUUUACUACACCCAAAAAAAACAGCAAAGGUAUUAUUGAAACUGGAAAAACACUCACAGCAUCAACUGAAAGUAUAGCUACUAGUAAAACUAGUUCAAGUGCAACUGAAUUUGAAGAACAAGCUGAACUGGAAACACCAGAAUCUGAUGAGGAAUUUAUAAAGAAAUUUGAGAAGGUUACUUUGAGUGAAGAAGCUGUGGCAGAAAUUGUUGAAGCUAAUCUUCCUCCAGUUGAAGAAACUUUUUCUUUAGAAACAGAUUUGAUGACAGAAGUAUCUGAACAAAAAAAUAUCAACCAAUCGACAGAAAGUGCAGAAGCAGCAAGCCCAGAAAUAUUAGAACAUGAGACAGAGUUGUCAAGUCUUUUCAGUGAAGAACAGGAAAGUACUAGAGCAAUACAUGAGCAUACGAAAAGUUCAACAGAAAAUACGCAUGGGAAAACAUCACAAGGAUUUACUGAAGAAGAUCGAGCAUCAAAAAUUGAAUAUCUUACAACUUUAGGGCAUAAAAUAGAAGAAACUUCACAAGAAUCAAUAAUUUCGCAUAUAUAUACCCCUAAAACAAAAGCGAGUGAAGAACUAGCACACAGUACGCCAGUAACGGAAGGUGUGUUUAAAGAACAUGGUACAGAAUCUAAAGAAAUAGUGUCAUCAGAAUAUGAAUUAGAAAGAAGAACAAAAGAGGAAGAAAUUUUACAUACAUUAAUACCAAACUUUUAUAGCGUUAAGCAAAAAUUUACUGCACCAUCAGGAAAAGAAAUUUCCCAUACAGUUAUGGGAGAAAAUACAGAAGAAAUUUUAAAAGAAAAGACUCAAACUAUUGAAAAAGAAAUGACCGAAUUUGAAGAAACGUCUACCAUAACAACACAUUUUACAGAAGCUGAAAAGUUCAAUACCCCAAAAUACAAUGUAAAAGAUGUAUUUGAAGAGUCAUGGCAAAAAUCAAUUACUCAUAGAAAAGCCACAGAACAGAGUACUGAAAAUUAUAUAGCAUCUAAGGAAGAAGGGCAUUCAAUCGAAUCUGAAGAAACCUUCGGUAAAACAACAGAAUCAGAAAUUUCUCACACAGAAGUUGAGGGAGAGGCUAAAGCUUCAUCAACGGAACAUAUUUCUGAGCAUUCAGUUCGUACAGAACCUGAAGAAUUAGAACAUACACUUCACAGAACAGGAUUAUCAACUGAACAUAUGUUUGAGCAUUUGAUUCAUACAGUGCCUGAAGAAAUAGAACAUACAGUAUCUAAGAAAGAAGAGCAUUCAGUCGAAACAGAGACUGAAGAAAUCUUAAGUGUAGCUUCUAAAUCAGAAAUUCCUCAGACAGUACCUGAAGAAAGAGAACAUACAGUAUCUAAGGAAGAAGAGCAUUCAGUCGAAACAAAGACUGAAGAAACCUUAAGUGAAGCUUCUGAGACAGAAAUUCCUCAGACAGUACCGGAAAAAAUAGAACAUACGGUAUCUAAGGAAGAAGAGCAUUCAGUCGAAACAGAGACUGAAGAAACCUUAAGUGUAACUUCUGAGUCAGAAACUCCUCAGACAGUACCUGAAGAAAUGGAACAUACAGUAUCUAAGGAAGAAGAGCAUUCAGUCGAAACAGAGACUGAAGAAAUCUUAAGUGUAGCUUCUAAAUCAGAAAUUCCUCAGACAGUACCUGAAGCAAGAGAACAUACAGUAUCUAAGGAAGAAGAGCAUUUAGUCGAAACAGAGACUGAAGAAACCUUAAGUGAAGCUUCUGAGACAGAAAUUCCUCAGACAGUACCGGAAAAAAUGGAACAUACAGUAUCUAAGGAAGAAGAGCAUUCAGUCGAAACAGAGACUGAAGAAAUCUUAAAUGUAGCUUCUAAAUCAGAAAUUCCUCAGACAGUACCUGAAGAAAGAGAACAUACAGUAUCUAAGGAAGAAGAGCAUUCAGUCGAAACAGAGACUGAAGAAACCUUAAGUGUAGCUUCUGAGUCAGAAAUUCCUCAGACAGUACCGGAAGAAAUAGAACAUACAGUAUCUAAGGAAGAAGAACAUUCAGUCGAAACAGAGACUGAAGAAACCUUAAGUGUAGCUUCUGAGUUAGAAAUUCCUCAGACAGUACCGGAAGAAAUAGAACAUACAGUAUCUAAGGAAGAAGAGCAUUCAGUCGAAACAGAGUCUGAAGAAACUUUAAGUGAAGCUUCUGAGACAGAAAUUCCCCAGACAGUACCGGAAGAAAUAGAGCAUACAGUAUCUAAGGAAGAAGAGCAUUCAGUCGAAACAGAGUCUGAAGAAACUUUAAGUGAAGCUUCUGAGACAAAAAUUCCUCAGACAGUACCGGAAGAAAUAGAACAUACAGUAUCUAAGGAAGAAGAACAUUCAGUCGAAACAGAGACUGAAGAAACCUUAAGUGUAGCUUCUGAGUCAGAAAUUCCUCAGACAGUACCGGAAGAAAUAGAACAUACAGUAUCUAAGGAAGAAGAGCAUUCAGUCGAAACAGAGACUGAAGAAACCAUAAGUGUAGCUUCUGAGUCAGAAAUUCCACAGACAGUACCGGAAGUAAUAGAACAUACAGUAUCUAAGGAAGAAGAGCAUUCAGUCGAAACAGAGACUGAAGAAACCUUAAGUGUAACUUCUGAGUCAGAAACUCCUCAGACAGUGCCUGAAGAAAUGGAACAUACAGUAUCUAAGGAAGAAGAGCAUUCAGUCGAAACAGAGACUGAAGAAACCUUAAGUGUAGCUUCUGAGUCAGAAACUCCUCAGACAGUGCCUGAAGAAAUGGAACAUACAGUAUCUAAGGAAGAAGAGCAUUCAGUCGAAACAGAGACUGAAGAAACCUUAAGUGUAGCUUCUCAGUCAGAAAUUCCUCAGACAGUACCUGAAGAAAUGGAACAUACAGUAUCUAAGGAAGAAGAGCAUUCAGCCGAAACAGAAACUGAAGAAACCUUAAGUGUAGCUUCUGAGUCAGAAACUCCUCAGACAGUGCCUGAAGAAAUGGAACAUACAGUAUCUAAGGAAGAAGAGCAUUCAGUCGAAACAGAGACUAAAGAAAUCUUAAGUGUAGCUUAUGAGUCAGAAAUUCCUCAGACAGUACCUGAAGAAAUGGAACAAAGAGUAUCUAAGGAAGAAGAGCAUUCAGCCGAAACAGAAACUGAAGAAACCUUAAGUGUAGCUUCUGAGUCAGAAACUCCUCAGACAGAGCCUGAAGAAAUGGACCAUACAGUAUCAAAGGAAGAAGAGCAUUCAGUCGAAACAGAGACUGAAGAAACCUUAAGUGUAGCUUCUGAGUCAGAAACUCCUCAGACAGUGGCUGGAGAAAUGGAACAUACAGUAUCUAAGGAAGUAGAGCAUUCAGUCAAAACAGAGACUGAAGAAACCUUAAGUGUAGCUUCUGAGUCAGAAAUUCCUCAGACAGUACCUGAAGAAAUGGAACAUACAGUAUCAAAGGAAGAAGAGCAUUCAGUCGAAACAGAGACUGAAGAAACCUUAAGUGUAGCUUCUGAGUCAGAAACUCCUCAGACAGUGCCUGAAGAAAUGGAACAUACAGUAUCUAAGGAAGAAGAGCAUUCAGUCGAAACAGAGACUGAAGAAACCUUAAGUGUAGCUUCUCAGUCAGAAAUUCCUCAGACAGUACCUGAAGAAAUGGAACAUACAGUAUCUAAGGAAGAAGAGCAUUCAGCCGAAACAGAAACUGAAGAAACCUUAAGUGUAGCUUCUGAGUCAGAAACUCCUCAGACAGUGCCUGAAGAAAUGGAACAUACAGUAUCUAAGGAAGAAGAGCAUUCAGUCGAAACAGAGACUGAAGAAAUCUUAAGUGUAGCUUAUGAGUCAGAAAUUCCUCAGACAGUACCUGAAGAAAUGGAACAUAGAGUAUCUAAGGAAGAAGAGCAUUCAGCCGAAACAGAAACUGAAGAAACCUUAAGUGUAGCUUCUGAGUCAGAAACUCCUCAGACAGUGCCUGAAGAAAUGGACCAUACAGUAUCAAAGGAAGAAGAGCAUUCAGUCGAAACAGAGACUGAAGAAACCUUAAGUGUAGCUUCUGAGUCAGAAACUCCUCAGACAGUGGCUGAAGAAAUGGAACAUACAGUAUCUAAGGAAGUAGAGCAUUCAGCCGAAACAGAAACUGAAGAAACCUUAAGUGUAGCUUCUGAGCCAGAAACUCCUCAGACAGUGCCUGAAGAAAUGGAACAUACAGUAUCUAAGGAAGAAGAGCAUUCAGUCGAAACAGAGACUGAAGAAACCUUAAGUGUAGCUUCUGAGUCAGAAAUUCCUCAGACAGUACCUGAAGAAAUGGAACAUACAGUAUCUAAGGAAGAAGAGCAUUCAGCCGAAACAGAAACUGAAGAAACCUUAACUGUAGCUUCUGAGUCAGAAACUCCUCAGACAGUGCCUGAAGAAAUGGACCAUACAGUAUCAAAGGAAGAAGAGCAUUCAGUCGAAACAGAGACUGAAGAAACCUUAAGUGUAGCUUCUGAGUCAGAAACUCCUCAGACAGUGCCUGAAGAAAUGGAACAUACAGUAUCUAAGGAAGUAGAGCAUUCAGUCAAAACAGAGACUGAAGAAACCUUAAGUGUAGCUUCUGAGUCAGAAAUUCCUCAGACAGUACCUGAAGAAAUGGAACAUACAGUAUCUAAGGAAGAAGAGCAUUCAGCCGAAACAGAAACUGAAGAAACCUUAAGUGUAGCUUCUGAGUCAGAAACUCCUCAGACAGUGCCUGAAGAAAUGGACCAUACAGUAUCAAAGGAAGAAGAGCAUUCAGUCGAAACAGAGACUGAAGAAACCUUAAGUGUAGCUUCUGAGUCAGAAACUCCUCAGACACUGCCUGAAGAAAUGGAACAUACAGUCUCUAAGGAAGAAGAGCAUUCAGUCGAAACAGAGACUGAAGAAACCUUAAGUGUAGCUUCUGAGUCAGAAAUUCCUCAGACAGUACCUGAAGAAAUGGAACAUACAGUAUCUAAGGAAGAAGAGCAUUCAGCCGAAACAGAAACUGAAGAAACCUUAAGUGUAGCUUCUGAGUCAGAAACUCCUCAGACAGUGCCUGAAGAAAUGGACCAUACAGUAUCAAAGGAAGAAGAGCAUUCAGUCGAAACAGAGACUGAAGAAACCUUAAGUGUAGCUUAUGAGUCAGAAAUUCCUCAGACAGUACCUGAAGAAAUGGAACAUACAGUAUCUAAGGAAGAAGAGCAUUCAGCCGAAACAGAAACUGAAGAAACCUUAAGUGUAGCUUCUGAGUCAGAAACUCCUCAGACAGUGCCUGAAGAAAUGGAACAUACAGUAUCUAAGGAAGAAGAGCAUUCAGUCGAAACAGAGACUGAAGAAACCUUAAGUGUAGCUUAUGAGUCAGAAAUUCCUCAGACAGUACCUGAAGAAAUGGAACAUACAGUAUCUAAGGAAGAAGAGCAUUCAGCCGAAACAGAAACUGAAGAAACCUUAAGUGUAGCUUCUGAGUCAGAAACUCCUCAGACAGUGCCUGAAGAAAUGAACCAUACAGUAUCAAAGGAAGAAGAGCAUUCAGUCGAAACAGAGACUGAAGAAACCUUAAGUGUAGCUUCUGAGUCAGAAACUCCUCAGACAGUGGCUGAAGAAAUGGGACAUACAGUAUCUAAGGAAGUAGAGCAUUCAGUCAAAACAGAGACUGAAGAAACCUUAAGUGUAGCUUCUGAGUCAGAAAUUCCUCAGACAGUACCUGAAGAAAUGGAACAUACAGUAUCUAAGGAAGAAGAGCAUUCAGCCGAAACAGAAACUAAAGAAACCUUAAGUGUAGUUUCUGAGUCAGAAAUUCCUCAGACAGUACCUGAAGAAAUGGAACAUACAGUAUCUAAGGAAGAAGAGCAUUCAGCCGAAACAGAAACUGAAGAAACCUUAAGUGUAGCUUCUGAGUCAGAAACUCCUCAGACAGUGCCUGAAGAAAUGGAACAUACAGUAUCUAAGGAAGAAGAGCAUUCAGUCGAAACAGAGACUGAAGAAACCUUAAGUGUAGCUUAUGAGUCAGAAAUUCCUCAGACAGUACCUGAAGAAAUAGAACAUACAAUAUCUAGGGAAGAAGAGCAUUCAGUCGAAACAGAGACUGAAGAAACCUUAAGUGUAGCUUCUGAGUCAGAAAUUCCUCAGACAGUGCCUGAAGAAAUGGAACAUACAGUAUCUAAGGAAGUAGAGCAUUCAGUCGAAACAGAGACUGAAGAAACCUUAAGUGUAGCUUCUGAGUCAGAAAUUCCUCAGACAGUACCUGAAGAAAAAGAACAUACAGUAUCUAAGGAAGAAGAGCAUUCAGUCGAAACAGAGUCUGAAGAAAUCUUAAGUUUAGCUUCUGAGUCAGAAAUUCCUCAGACAGUACCUGAAGAAAUGGAACAUACAGUAUCUAAGGAAGAAGAGCAUUCAGUCGAAACAGAGUCUGAAGAAACCUUAUUUCAAACUUCUGAGUCAGAAAUUCCUCAGACAGAAUUUGAAGAGAAGGCUGGAGGAUUAGUAACAUCAAAACCAGAAGCCAAAAUUGAAUUACUUCCACCAGUAAAAUACUCAAAAACCACUGCAAAAACUAGAGUAACUUCAGAAAAAGAUGAGAGUUUAUUAGUCAAUGCAGAUAGAUUCCUGGACUUUCAAUCAACUCCAUGUGAGUUUUGUGAUUUUACUACAUCAGAAGCUUCUGUCGCUCAAACUAAACACUCGUCUAAACAAAUCUCCAAUCAUAGGUCGACUUUAACAAGUUAUCUACAGACACCUAGUAAACCUCCUCAUACAAAAGUGAGCCAUCACACAACUACAGCAGAAGAUUUAACUCCAAAAGCUGGGUUUGGUAUAGAGCUGCCUGAAACAGAAACAACUCCAUGUGAAUACUGUAAGGAUGACAAGCAGCUACCAGGAACUACUGAAGUUUCUGUCCCUAAAAACAAGCAUUAUACUAAAAAUAUACAGUCUGUUACUAAAAGUAAACCUAUAUCAGAAUCAGUAGAACGCACAAAAUUAGAAAAAGGAACUACAGGCACUUCUAAAAAAACAGGACAAAAAGAAUAUGCGAGCACUACAAAAGAGAUUACUAAAGCAGAAUAUGAAUUAGAAACUGAAUCAUAUAAAUCAUCAACAGAAGAAACGGAAGAGGAAAGUAGUGAACACACUGAACAAAUAUUGCAAUACAAAUCAGUGCCAGCAAUACACCAAACAGAAACUGAAUUACAGGAAUCAUUACAGGAAACAACAUCAGAGGAAGAAACUGAAUUGGAAUCAGAAACCACAGAGUCUGAAGAUAUUUCAGAAACCGAGAUUACUGAAAGUACUGAAAAUACAAUUACAGAAUCAACAGAAUAUAAUACAGAAGCCGCAGAAGAAUCAGUUACUACAGUAGAAUCUGAAGAAGGAACAUGGAGGCAUGAAGAAGUAACUCAGGGAGAAGAAUUAACAGAAAAGGUUGAGGAAACAGAGGAGGAAACUAUAGAGGAACAUAGUUAUGCUUCUUCAGAGGAAGAAUCCAAAGAAACCACUGAAGGUGAAAAUACCAAUAUAGAAAAUAUUGAAACAUCUACACAAGGACUGGAAGCUACUUUAGAAGCAUCCACAAAAUCGGAAAGUGCUGAAGAAGAAAGUACUCCUACACUUACAGAAGAAUAUUCUUCGUUACUUACAGAAGAAGAAUCUGAAGAAACAUCUGAGGAAUCUUCUAAAUUGGAAGCAGCAACAGAAACAUCAGAAGAAGAGUUAGAAUUGCAACUGGAGACUACAGAAUUUAGUGGGCUAUCGGUUCAAAGCUUAGAAGCUAAUUUGAACACUGAGACUAAAGAGCAAAUAGAAUUUCAGUCAACGAAAGUUGAAGAAACUGAAGAAGCUUCAGAAGAGACAACCGAACCAAAAGAGGCUGCAGAGAGUGAACUAACAAUAGCUCACGAACCUGAAGCAAGCUCAGAGAUAUCAGUUGAAGAAGAAACUAAGCCUCGCGAGUUACUAGCCGAAGAAAUAGAAUCAGUAACUGAAGUUGCAGAAUCUGCAGAAUCAAAUACUCCUGAAGAACAAUUCAGAAAAUUUCCAACAGAAGGACAUAUUUCUCAAGAAUUCGAACACAAGAAACCUGAGAAAACUUUAGAAGAAACUACAGAAACAAUUCCUGAAAUAGAAAUUGAACUACUAACGUUAGAAGAAGGAAUGGUUGAAUCAGCUGAAACAGAAUCUGAAGCAGAGAAUUUGGAGACUACUGAAUCAGAAGCUAUGGAUACAGAAGUUGAGUCAAUAGAAACAAAAUCUGAGGAAACUUUAGAAACAACUACAGAAUCUGGAGCUCUUGAAACAGAAAUUAAGGAGUCGUCAGAAGGCUUAUCAACAGAAGAACAUAUUGUUGAGCAUUCAAUUGAAACAGAAUCUGAAGAAUCUUUAGGAGAGACUACGGAAAUAGAAGAAAGUGUAGAGACAGAAAUAUCCGUAGAAAAAGAAUCUGUUGAAACCGAACUAGAAAAGUUAACAACAGAGGAAAAUAUUUCUGAAGAAAUAGAGCAUACAGAAUCUCAGUCUAAAGAAAUUUUAGAGGAGACUACUGAAUCGGAAGCUCAUGAAACAGAGUCUAAAGAAACAUCAGGGGAAACUAGUGAAUCAGAAGCUCAUGAAACACAGUCUAGAGAAAUUUUAGAGGAGACUACUGAAUCGGAAGCUCAUGAAACAGAGUCUAAGGAAAUUCUAAAGGAGAGUACUGAAUCGGAAGCUUCUGAAACAGAGUCUAAAGAAACUUUAGGGGAAACUAUUGAAUCAGAAGCUCAUGAAACACAGUCUAAAGGAAGUUUAGAAGAGACUACUGAAUCGGAAGCUCAUGAAACAGAGUCUAAGGAAAUUCUAAAGGAGAGUACUGAAUCGGAAGCUUCUGAAACAGAGUCUAAAGAAACUUUAGGGGAAACUAUUCAAUCAGAAGCUCAUGAAACACAGUCUAAAGAAAUUUUAGAGGAGACUACUGAAUUGGAAGGUCCUGUAAAAGAGUCUAAAGAAACCUUUGGCGAAACUGUUGAAUCAGAAGCUCAUGAAACACAGUCUAAAGAAAUUUUAGAGGUGACUACUGAAUCGGAAGCUCAUGAAACAGAGUCUAAGGAAAUUCUAAAGGAGAGUACUGAAUCGGAAGCUCCUGAAACAGAGUCUAAAGAAACUUUAGGGGAAAUUAUUGAAUCAGAAGCUCAUGAAACACAGUCUAAAGAAAUUUUAGAGGAGACUACUGAAUUGGAAGGUCCCGUAAAAGAGUCUAAAGAAACCUUUGGGGUAACUGUUGAAUCAGAAGCUCAUGAAACACAGUCUAAAGAAAUUUUAGAGGUGACUACUGAAUCGGAAGCUCAUGAAACAGAGUCUAAAGAAACUUUAGAGGAAACUACUGAAUCGGAAAAGCAUGAAACAGAGUCUAAAGAGACUUUAGGGGAAACUACUGAAUCAGAAGCUCAUGAAACACAGUCUAAAGAAAUUCUAGAGGAGUCUACUGAAUCGGAAGCUCAUGAAACAGAGUCUAAAGAAACUCUAGGGGAAACUGUUGAAUCAGAAGCUCAUGAAACACAGUCUAAAGAAAUUUUAGAAGAGACUACUGAAUCGGAAGCUCAUGAAACAGAGUCUAAAGAAACUUUAAGGAAAACUACUGAAUCAGAAACUCAUGAAACACAGUCUAAAGGAAUUUUAGAGGAGACUACUGAAUCGGAAAAGCCUGAAACAGAGUCUAAAGAGACUUUAGGGGAAACUACUGAAUCAGAAGCUCAUGAAACACAGUCUAAAGAAAUUCUAGAGGAGUCUACUGAAUCGGAAGCUCAUGAAACAGAGUCUAAAGAAAGUUUAGAAGAGACUACUGAAUUGGAAGCUCAUGAAACAGAGUCUAAAAAAAUUUUAGAGGAAACUACUGAAUCGGAAGCUCAUGAAACAGAGUCUAUAGAAACUCUAGGAAAAACUAUUGAAUCAGAAGCUCAAGAAACGCAGUCUAAAGAAACUUUAGAGGAAACUGCUGAUUCAGAAUCUAGUGAGACAGAAAUUGAGGAAAAUCUUGAGUAUUUACCAACAAAAGAGGAGUCAGUAGAAACAGAAUCUCAGGGAUCUUUAGAGAAAACUACUGAACCAGAAAUUAAAGAAGAAUUAGAAGGUUUAUCGACAAAAGAAUAUAUCUCUGACUAUUCAGUUGAAACAGAAUAUGAGGAAACUUUAGGAAACACUACACAAACAGCAGAGAGUGUAGAAACAGAAAAAAAUAUUUCUGAAAAAUUAGAACAUACAGAAUCUGGGGAAGAAGAACAGUUAAUUGAACCAGAAUUUGAAAAAACCUUAGGUGAAUCUCUUGAAUCAGAAGCUCCUCAGACAGAAUUUGAAGAAAAAACUGAAGCUUCAUCAACGGAACACAUUUUUGAGCAUUCAGUUCAUACAGAGCUUGAAGAAUUAGAACAUACAGCAUCUAAAGAAGAAGAGCAUUCAAUUGAAACAGAAUCUGAAGAAAUCUUAGGCGAAACCACUGAAUCCGAAGCUCCUGAGACAGGAGUUGAAGAAACACCUGAAAAUGUAUCAAUAGAGGAAGAUAUUUCUGAGCAAUCAAUUGAAACUGAGCCUGAAGAACCUUUAAAGGAAACUACUGAAACAGCAGAGAGUGUAGAAAGAGAAAAAAAUAUUUCUGAAGAAUUGAAACAUACAACAUCUAAGGAAGGAAUGCAUAGAGUUGAAACAGAAUCUGAAGAAACUUCAGAAGAAACUUCUGAAUCUGUAGGUGUAGAAAUUGAAACUAUUAGCACAACAGAAACUGAAGAACCAAUAGAAGGUAUAUCUACAGAAGAAGUCGAAUUGCAAAUUUUAAGCAAAGAAAAAUUAGGAAAACUCUUCGAAGGCCACACAUUACUACCAGACGCUGAAGAAAUGCCGACAGAACAUUUAGAAACCAUAAACGAAAUACACCUCCAUACAGACUACGUAAAAGGUAUCAGUCAUCAACUAAACGAAACAUUUGAUGAAGACAUUGAUACAACAAGCAUAGCUGAUACAGAAAUCACCCAGGCAACAGAUGAAGAAAUUCUUAAAUCGAUCACAGAAGAAAUAUCAGCCAGUAGAACUUCGAAGUUGACAAUUGAAUCAGAAUCUAAUGAACUAAUGACAGAACCUGAAGAGACUCCUCAUUCAAAUGAAGAAAAUAUUGCUGAAGAAACAGAAUCUGAAGAAAGCCAUACAGAAAUUGUACAUGAAAAGACUGUUAGUGAAGAGUCUAUAAAUGAAGAAGAAGAAGAGAAUAUUGAAAAAGAAUUAAAAACAGAAGUUUCUGAACAUAAACACUUAAAACCUGAAACAAAUAAACAAGUGGAAGAAGAAGAACAUGCUUCUGAAGAAAUUUCCGUUGCUCCGGAACAUACAACAAAUAUCGAAAGACCUAUUGAACAUACAAACGAAGAAGAAAUUAUAUCGACAAAAGUUGAAGAGCUUGGGGACUUUGGAUCUGAAACUACACCGUGUGAAUUUUGUGAUAAAGAAACUAAGGAGCAUGAAGAAAAAACAGCUGAAGCAAAACAUGCGUCUGAAGAAGAACCUGAAGAACACAGAACAACCGAAAAUGUAUCAGAAGAAGAAAAAUCUUCUGUUGUACAUUCAUCCACAGUCGAAGAGGAAACAGAGGGUUCUGAAGAAAAAGAAGAAUCUACGUUAACAGCUGAAGAAAUGUCUCAAGAAGUAGAAGAAGAAGAAGAAGAGGGGGUUCAGAAAAUUAAAACUACUGAAAAGUUUCCUUACACACACGGGCCUCCGUUAUCAAGUAGCAUCGAAGAAGAAGAAAAAUCUGCUAGUGAAGAAACAGCAAAACCUUUACUUAUAAUAAUAAACAAUUCGGGAAAAAAACUGGCAAAACUUAAUGAAACUAUGCUUGAAAGUGUCCUAAAGAAACCUGUUUCUGAUUUCAAAUUAGAAUACCUGGAUAUCGGCGCAGAUAACUUAAGUUCUUCAACUGAAAAGAACAAAGAAUUCAUUGAUAUAGCUCACGAGGCUUGCAAAAAAACUGAUUACGAAGAGGGAAAUAAUUGUUUUUGCGAUGUAAAGAGUUUCCUGGAUGAAAUAUCGAAGAAGGUCAAUCAGAAAGAGCCUGUAAAACCUUCAGGGAGUUAUUGUAAUAAAUUCUUGAGGCUUACUCAUGGACUAAAUUUAGAAAACUCAACAGAACCCACUACCUUGAGACAUCGAAGAAGUUUGUUUUAUUUGGACAGCUUAAAGAAGAAAGAGGACCAAGUUGAACAUAAGAAUAUGGAGGGGCUUUUUGGAGAUUAUUCCUUGAAUUUGACUGAUGUGAGUAUGUUCAGUUUGCCUGGCGACACUGUAAAAAUUCCUUGUGAAUCACACGCCCAAAGUCUCAUACAGGGUGAUAAAGAAGUAGUCUGGAAGUUUCAUUCAACUUAUAAAGAAGGAGAAACCGAAUUGCCUGAAAAAGGACCAAUACUGACCUUGCACGAAGUCUCAGUCAAAGAUUUUGGGAAUUAUACGUGUAGUAUAGAAAACGAGACCGAAAAAGUGCACUGGCACGAAUUGGAAGUUAUUACUCUCCCUGUAUACGACGUGAACAUGCACGUGUUCUACAAAAUGAACGAUAGCUGCAGCCCGGGUGCGGCAGACGCAAUCCAGAUGCAUUUACCCAAAAUGAUAGCGCCCAUUCUGUGCAACACAGAAAUCGAAAUUUGUACAGUGGAUAUACAGAGACCCAGGUGUUUAAAAAGGGCGGAUGAUAACUAUUUUAACAUAUCAAUGACAGCAAAAAUGAAUCCCCACUUUCUUCGGUCAUUUAACACUGAAACUUGCGACAUCAACUGCAAGUUAAAAAUCUACGAAAGCUCUGUUGCCAUGGUUUACAAAAAUGCAGACAUUUUAGAGAAUGUACCAGUCCACUCGAAACUCGAUCACUUACAAAUAGUCGAUCUUGAACCGAACAAAAAUGCCAAAUCUGACAGUCCAGUCAAUACCAAACCACCAAGUAUCGUUGUUUCAUGCCAAGGAGGAUAUGGACUAGAAAACGAGCAUCAGAGAGUAUGCGUUCUCUGUCCCCAACACACUUUCAGCGAUGACAACGAGGCAUUUUGCAGAACUUGCCCCGCAGGGCAAUACCAACCAGCGGCUGGUUCCAAGUCUUGUCUGCAGUGUAGUUCCCCCGUUGAUAAUAAAAUGUGCUUGAGAAUGCUGUACACGGACACCAAGCUGUUCAAAAUAUACGUGGGGGUAGCUUUCGGGCUCGUCAUUUUAAUGAUUAUAGUGAUUAUCGUUUGGUCGAGUGGAAAAAAGGAUAAUUCUCAGAAACCCAGGACUUAUGAAGGGUCUCUGCGCCACAGAAUAAUGAACAGAAGGCGGCAGGCAGAUUUGGAAAGUGGGGCACGUGAGCCUCUGUUGAAAUCACCCCAAAAAGCCGCACCUCCCCAGCUACCCCCUGUAGACUUUUAGCGAUCGGAAAAACAGGAGUUUAUUUUUAAGAUUGACACUGUAUUUUUUAUUAAAAUAAAUAGUUUUUGUAAGA